GGCUUGGGCAAUGUUUUGCCUGCUAGCCAUUUCCCAGUUUUAAACUGGAGACGAUUUGCUGGCAGCGACUGCUGCCGACUCCCCGCUGGCGGGGAACAUUAUACGGGCGCAGGUCGCCCAGAAGCAGAAAGGCGUAGCCUUCUCACGAGUCACCAACAACUACGGUUGGUGCAGUCAGACCAACAGGUCGCCGACACCUUCAGGAAUGCCACUAGGCACAGUCCCCGCAGCUGUAGCGAGAAGAGACACAGGGUGGAGGAUAUCCUGGCAGAGCAGCGCAAUAUUCUUCGUCCCUACCAGCACACCGGAUCCGGAAGGGAAGGAAGAAGAAAUGGUCUCCUCGGUUCCAGAACACCAAAACGAGCCCAGCGAUAGUUUGCCCUCGGGGCCAACUGGAGGCCCGGCAUGUUCUCUGGGCUCGGCUGUACCCGAGUCGUACAGCUUCGAAUUCGAGAGCAUUGCAGGGCCUGAUGCAGCCGAAGCUGCUCAGUUACACCCCGGAGGAACGUUCCAGCUCAGCCAGCCCGUGCUGACAAUGACGAACAUCCUGGGCGCUGACUCUAUCAGCAUCGCCUUUUUCGGCGACUAUAUCUACGCCGGCCGAUCAUCACGCACGGCCCGAAUGGUUUUGUAUGCGGCAAACGGGCUGAAGGACGUCACUAUCGGUGAGAAAGACGGAAACAUCGAGCUCGUUAUAAGCCCUGUCGUAGGCAAGAAGCUACCCGAAGACGACCGGGGCACGCCCCGAUGCCCGGCAAUACCGGAAAAUCAGUCUCGACUGGUACCACCAGAGAUGAUUUGGGGGCGAACGAGGAGAAGCAAGAGGACGGAUCUUUCAGGGCUCGGUUUCUAUUAGGAUGAUCUCAGGGUGCGUUCUUUUCUGUUUACUUUUCUG
This is a messenger RNA of Tricharina praecox, 895 nucleotides long. RefSeq lists its product as uncharacterized. The record is from RefSeq and is a predicted model, not a curated record. The coding region runs from base 206 to 856 and encodes 216 amino acids. The transcript is spliced from 5 exons. Lineage: Eukaryota; Fungi; Ascomycota; Pezizomycetes; Pezizales; Pyronemataceae.